Molecule: messenger RNA, 2278 nt
Organism: Aaosphaeria arxii CBS 175.79
Lineage: Eukaryota; Fungi; Ascomycota; Dothideomycetes; Pleosporales
Exons: 4
Coding region: 90-2165 (691 amino acids)
Biological process (GO): amine metabolic process
Molecular function (GO): primary methylamine oxidase activity; quinone binding; copper ion binding
Source: RefSeq, a predicted model, not a curated record
ACACCCCUCUUGUCCCCCUCCAAGUUUGAAAUCAUCAAGCUUCACUUUACACAUUCCUCUCCCCCCAAUCGCUUCAUAAUAUAUUCACAAUGGCUUUGGAUCGUCUAAAGCAGGCUGCUGCUCAUGUCACUGGCUUGGGAGAUCCGCCUCACCCACUUGACCCUCUCUCUGCAUCGGAGAUUGAGCAAGCUGUUGCCAUUAUUCGCAAAGAGCACAGCAAUGUCUACUUCAACGCAGUCACACUAUGGGAGCCUCGCAAGGCAGUGUUGACAAAAUGGGUCGAGGAUCCAAAGAACACCCCAAGACCUAACCGAGUCGCUGAUGUCGUUGCUAUUGGAAAGGGAAGCAAGGUCUACGAUGGAAUCGUUGAUCUGACAGAAGGCAAGCUCCUGAGCUGGGAGUACACACCUGGUGUUCAGCCAUUGAUCACCAUGGAAGAUCUCCAGAUUGUGGAGAGCCUUGUUCGAAAAGACCCCAAAGUCAUCGAGCAAUGCGGAAUCAUCGGAAUUCCACCAGAGGAUAUGCACAAGGUCUACUGUGAUCCUUGGACCAUUGGCUACGACGAGCGCUUCGGAAACAACGUCAGAUUGCAGCAAGCUCUCAUGUACUACCGUCCCCACGUCGACGACAGCCAAUACUCCUACCCACUCGAUUUCACCCCCAUCUUCAACGCCGAUACCCAGGAGGUCAUUCACAUUGACGUCCCCCCUGUCCGACGACCUCUUAACAAGGCCCCUCCAAACAACUACCAUGCCGCAGCGAUUGAAGCCGAGGGCGGUUUCCGCACAGAUUUGAAGCCCAUCAACAUCACACAACCGGAGGGUGUCUCAUUCAAAAUGGACGGACGAACGCUUAGCUGGCAAAACUGGAAAGUCCACAUCGGAUUUAACUACCGCGAGGGUAUUGUUCUCUCCAACAUCACGUUCAACGACAAGGGCAACGAGCGACCAACUUUCUGGCGACUUUCCCUCGCUGAGAUGGUCGUUCCCUACGGAAACCCAGACCACCCGCAUCAGAGGAAGCACGCCUUCGAUUUGGGCGAGUACGGAGGUGGCUACAUGACCAACUCCCUCAGCUUGGGCUGCGACUGCAAGGGCGCCAUUCACUACAUGGACGCCGCAUUCGUGAACCGCGCCGGUGCCGCUCAAACCAUCAAGAACGCCAUCUGCAUCCACGAGGAAGACGCCGGUAUCCUCUUCAAGCACACCGACUUCCGCGACGAGAGCGUGACCGUCACUCGCGCCCGCAAGUUGAUCAUCUCGCAGAUCUUCACUGCCGCCAACUAUGAGUACUGCGUGUACUGGAUCUUCCACCAGGACGGCGCCAUCCAGCUCGAGAUCAAGCUCACUGGUAUCUUAAACACGUUCGCCAUGAACGAGGGCGAGGACCUCAAGGGCUGGGGAACAGAAGUCUACCCAGGCGUCAACGCACACAACCACCAGCAUCUCUUCUGUCUGCGCGUUGACCCCAACAUCGACGGUCCCAACAACACCGUCUACAUGGUUGACGCCGCCCGCGGUGCCGGCGAGGUCGGCAGCGCAGAAAACAAGUACGGAAACGCCUUCUACGCGAAGAAGACUAGGUUCGAGACCGCCGAGCAGUCCAAAUCCAACUACGACGGCUCCUUCAGCCGAACAUGGGAAAUGUGCAACGAGAGCAAACUCAACCCCUACAGCAAGAAGCCCGUCUCCUACAAGCUCGUCAGCAGAGAGGUCCCCGAGCUUCUCCCCAAGGAGGGCGGUCUCGUCUGGAAGCGUGCUGGAUUCGCCCGCCACGCCGUGCACGUCACACAAUACGACGACUCCCAGAUCCACCCAGCCGGCCGCCACGUGCCGCAAACCUCCGGCGAGCCCUCCGCCGGUCUCCCCGCCUGGAUCGCCGCCAACCCGCAAGCCAACAUCGCCAACACCGACGUCGUCCUCUGGCACACAUUCGGCAUCACGCACUUCCCGUCCCCCGAGGACUUCCCCGUCAUGCCCGCAGAGCCCAUGUCGCUCCUCCUGCGCCCUAGGAACUUCUUCACGAGGAACCCGUGCCUCGAUGUGCCGCCUAGCUACUGCAGCGUGCCUAGCGGCGUGAGGCAGGGCGGUGCGUUGGUGGAUAAGUUGAGCAAGUUGGCGUUUGGGGAGAAGAAUGAGAAGGAGGGAUCGUGCUGUGCGAAGUAGAGGGGUUGAGGGAUGAUGGAUGAUGAAGUGCUUGGGAAAUUUGAUGACUACCCUUGUUGUAUAUAAUGACGAACUUAUCUCUUCGGCGUCAGGCCAUUUUGAGAGGUAGGAAU